Molecule: messenger RNA, 3714 nt
Organism: Capsella rubella
Lineage: Eukaryota; Viridiplantae; Streptophyta; Magnoliopsida; Brassicales; Brassicaceae
Product: protein CROWDED NUCLEI 3
Exons: 8
Coding region: 248-3544 (1098 amino acids)
Biological process (GO): nucleus organization
Cellular component (GO): nucleus
Source: RefSeq, a predicted model, not a curated record
GUGGAAGCACCGAAGAGACUUUGGGGUUGAAAAGUGACGAUUUAGUACAGAGUGUGAAGUUUCAGAGCGGAGGAGAGAAGUCUCUUCUUGUAACUGUUUUACUAACUGCUUUCACGACGGAGUGUUGUCAGAAAGAUUUCAAAUUUGAACAAUUUGCUUCUUCAAUUUCUAGAAAGGUGUGAAAUUGGGGCUCUGUCAUCUUCCCCUCUUCAAUUGAUGCAUCUGGGUCUUUAGGGUUUGAAAGGAAAUGUUCACUCCACAAAGGAAUCGGUGGCCGGAGACUGACCGGAAAGGAAAGGCGAUAGCUUUUUCCGACGAAAUCAUGACGCCGUCUCCGCCAAGGGGGCUCCUAAGAGAGGAUGAUGACUGGCGAAAGUUCAAAGAGGUUGGUUUGCUUGAUGAAGCUUCACUGGAGAGAAAAGAUCGUGAUGCGCUUAUAGAGAAGAUCUUAAAGCUUGAAAAAGAGCUGUUUGAUUACCAACAUAAUAUGGGGCUUUUGCUAAUUGAGAAAAAGAAGUGGACUUCGACAAAUGAAGAACUUCAACAAGCAUUUGAUGAAGUUACGGAGAUUCUCAAACGUGAAAGGACGUCACAUUUGAUUGCUUUAAACGAAGCUGACAAAAGAGAAGAGAAUCUUAGGAAGUCUUUGAACGCCGAGAAGCAAUUUGUUGCUGAGCUUGAGAAGGAUUUGAAAUAUUGGCAACAAGAACAUUCUGAGGUGAAGUCUACUUCUGAGGCAAAGUUAGCUGAAGCAGAUGCUUUGGUUAUGGGUAUGAAGGAAAAAACUUUAGAGGUGGAUAGAGAGAGGGCUAUUGCUGAAGAAAAGCUUUCAGUGAUUAAUAGAAAAAGUUCUGAGUUAGAAAGGAAACUUAAGGAGGUAGAGACUCGUGAAAAGGUGCACCAAAGGGAGCAUCUUUCUCUAGUUACAGAACGAGAAGCUCAUGAGGCAGUGUUUUACAAGCAAAGAGAAGACCUACAGGAUUGGGAGAAGAAGUUAACACUAGAAGAAAAUAGGUUGUCUGAAGCUAAAAGAAGCCUUAACCAUAGAGAAGAAAGAAUUAUGGAAAAUGAAAGAACUAUCAAGAAGAAAGAGAAGCUCCUUGAAGAGAUGCAGCAAAAGACAGAUAUUGCUAAGUCAGAAUUAACGGAGAGAGAAGAAUCUAUAAACACUUUGCUAAAUGACAUUUCUAAGAAGGAAAAAGAUUUUGAAGCCGUGAAGGCUAAAGUUGAUAUCAAAGAGAAGGAACUCCAUGAAUUUGAGGAGAAGCUUAUUGUGAGGGAGCAGAUGGAGAUUGGGAAGCUCCUUGAUGAUCAGAAGACUGUUUUAGAUUCUAGAAGACAGGAGUUUGAAAUGGAGCUUGAACAGAUGAGGAGAUCCCUUGACGAAGAACUUGAGGGAAAGAAAGCUGAUAUUGAGCAACUGCAAGUUGAGAUCAACCAAAAAGAAGAGAAGUUGGCGAAGAGAGAGGCAGCUUUGGAGAAAAUGGAGGAAAGACUGAAGGUGAAAGAUAAGGAUCUUGAAGCAAGGCUAAAAACUGUGAAGGAAAAUGAAAAAUCUUUUAAAGCCGAAGGGAAAAAGCUGCAUUUGGAAAAUCAACGAUUGCUCGAAGAUAAAGAAUGUUUGCGUAAACUAAAAGAUGAGAUUGAAGAGAUCGGAGCUGAGACAACAAAGCAGGAGUCAAGGAUUCUAGAAGAAAAUGAAAGUCUCAGGAUUACAAAGGAAGAGAGACUUGAGUUUCUGAGGCUGCAGUCUGAACUGAAACAGCAGUUAGAUAGAGUUGAGCAAGAGGAGAAGUUGCUCUUAAAGGAACGUGAAGAACUGAAACAAGAUAAGGAAAGAUUUGAGAAAGAGUGGGAAGUUUUGGAUGAAAAGAAGGCUGACAUAGCUAGAGAGCAAAAAGAAGUUUUCGAAGAAAAAGAGAAAUUGAGAAGGUUGCAAAUAUCAGAGAAGGAUAGGUUAAAUAGAGAAGAGAUGACAUCAAGGGAUGAUUUGAGGAGGGAGUUGGAUGGUGUCAAGAUGCAGAAAGAAUCAUUUGAAGCAGACAUGGAGAUUAAGAAACUAGCUUUGCAUGAAAAUGCCAAAAAUAAGACCAAUCAGUUGGUUGAAGAUCUUGAGAAGCAAAAAAGGAAUCUUGACAUGGAGUUGCAAAGGCAAGAAGAAGAGGGUGAGAGAGAUUUUAAUGAGAGGGCGAGAACGUAUGAGAAGAGAAGCCAAGAAGAGCUUGAAAACAUUAAUUACACAAAGAAGCAGGCUCAGAGGGAGAUUGAAGAAGUGCAAUACGAGAAGCUUGCUCUGGAGAAGGAAAGAGACGAAAUUUCUAUCCAAAAGAAGCUGUUGAAAGAACAAGAAGUUGAGAUGCAUAAGGACAUCACUGAGCUAGAUGUACUUAGAAGCUCGUUGAAGGAGCAACGAGCAGAAUUCAUCAGUACAAGGGAGCGUUUCCUAGUAUUUCUGGAAAAACUUAAGAGCUGCAGUUCCUGCGGAGAAAUAGCCGAAAAUUUUGUUAUGUCCGAUCUUCAACUUCCUGAUGUUAAAGAUGGGGACAAACUUUUUGGGAAACGGAAAUUAAAAGCAGACGAAGCUUUAAACAUUUCUCCCAGCGCAGAAAUUAGCAGGAAAACAUCUUUUAUUGGGAAAAUUGCUUCAAAGCUGUUAAGUAUAUCACCGAUUGGGAAGACAGAUAAAGUCACUGAUCUGGGUAUAACAGUGAAGCUUCCAAAAUCCUCGCAACGUGAUGAUAAUCUGGAUACAGUGUCAGGCGAUGAUCACGAACCAUCUGCUACUGAACAGAGUUUUACAGAUAGUAGAAUACAAGAAGGUCCUGAAGUUUCCCUGCAAUCAGAAAUACAGAGUGAAAAACCUAGACGUGGUAGAGGUAGGGGUAAGUCUGUUAGAGGAAGAUCGCAAGCAACAAAAGCUGCUUCUAAAGAUUUAAAACCAUCUGAUGUAGAAACUCCAAGAAAGCGACAACGCGAACAUGCAUCUAGAAUCACAGAAAGUGAACACACAGCUGGUGAUAGCGAUGAGGGUGUAGAUAGUGUCGCAACUGGUGGACGUAGGAAGAAGAGACAAAUAGCCGUUCCAGUCUCUCAACCGCCUGGGCAAAGCCGAUAUCAUCUUAGGAGACAUAGAAAUGUAGGAACAGAAGAAGAUAAAGCACAAGCAUCAACAGGUGCCACAGAAAAACAAGAAAGUGUCAAUGGUGAUAUCAGAACAGUGGCAAGUCCAAAGGAUACUCUUACUCUACCACAAGGUGAGAUUAGAGAAAGUGGCAAAGCUGAAGUAUUAGUGGAAGCGGUAACAUAUGAGGAGAUUGUUAGGGUUGAAGCAGAGACUGGGUUCAAGGAUAACAACACCGGAAAGAGGGCAGUCGAAGAUGCACAGUUAGAAACAGGAGGCAUCAGUGAAAUAAGAGAGCAUGGUGAAGAUGAUGAUGAGAAUUUCAGCAUGAUCGAAGAGGAGAACGAAGGAGAAGGAGAAGCAACAGAGCGCCAAGGUGAUGCUUCCAUAGGAAAGAAGAUUUGGGUCUUUUUCACAACCUGAUCAUGUUUCCUUUAUUUCUCUCUAAAAGACAAAAACUAUCCCACAAGUAGGAUUUGCAACAUCUUGUUAUGUGUUGGUUCUUUUUUUAAACUUCACUUUCUUUUCUAAGCAACCGAAACAAAAAGGAAGUAAAUCUUGGAAGGCAUGAGCAUGUUAACAAAAUGUAAACA